Messenger RNA from Caenorhabditis briggsae, 1341 nucleotides. Gene Ontology annotation, biological process: cilium assembly; protein dephosphorylation. Gene Ontology annotation, molecular function: protein tyrosine/serine/threonine phosphatase activity. The record is from RefSeq and is a predicted model, not a curated record. The transcript has 8 exons. NCBI's taxonomy places the organism in Eukaryota, Metazoa, Nematoda, Chromadorea, Rhabditida, Rhabditidae. Bases 1 to 1341 code for a protein of 446 amino acids.
AUGCCAAAGCUAUGGUUUUCCGGUGAGAAUGGAGGUUAUCAAUUAGAAGCUGAUGAGAAAGCAUCUGCAACAUAUUCAUCCAUACGUACUGGUAUUCUCAGUUUAACCCCCGGUGAUCAAAAGUGUCGAUUAUACUGUAGCGGUCCUCGAUGCAGAUUUUGUGUAGUAACUCCUGGAAAAUCUGAAACUCAAGCUAUUGAUGGUUUGUAUUCCACGUGGAUCACUCCUGAUAUUCUUGCUAUGUCACGUCUUCAAGAAGAGCAUUUUGAGAAGAUGGGAAUUGUGGAGCAAUUCAAGAUAAAUGAAAUACAAUCGGUGAUUAAUCUUCAAGAGAGUGGAGAGCAUUCAUUCUGUGGAAGUGGUAAUCUGGCGAGUGGAUUUAGCUAUGAUCCUGAGAUUUUGAUGAAGAAUGGAAUAUACCACUACAAUUUCCCUCUACCUGACUUCCAAGCAUGCACAUCAAAUCGUCUUCUGGACAUUGUAAAAGUUGUUGAUUUCGCAUUGGCGAAUGGGAAAAUAGCUGUUCAUUGUCAUGCGGGACACGGAAGGACUGGAAUGGUGAUAGCUGCUUGGAUGAUGUUCGCAUUGGGAAUGUCACCUAGUCAAGCAGUGAAUACGGUACGGAGUCGAAGAGCCAAAGCGGUUCAGAGCAAGGAACAAGUAGAGACAUUGCACAAGUUUAGGCUACAAAUCAGGAACAAUGGAGGCAUGAUUAUUCCCAAACAGAAAAUGACAUUCAUUUCUGAGUACGUCAGCUAUAAUCAGAAGUUUAUCAGUAAACCAGAAUCCAGACUUUACGGCAAAGUUCCAAAGAUUGUCUACACAGCAAUGAGAAUAACUCUCCAGAAGAUGUACUCUUCUGUAGAUUUCGAAAUAGAAGAUAACUAUCGAUUGAAGAUCGUAUGUGGAAGUCCGUUGGCAGAGAAUAAAUUAUUCGAUGAGCAAUUAUUGGAUGCGCAACUCAAUGAUGAGGAUCAUGAGAAAACUCAUUUCUGGUAUUUGGAUCAAGUCAAAAAGGGUCUUUCAAUUUCAACUAUUAAUAGACAACUAGAGAACGAAGAUUUCCGAGAUAUCAUACGCCUUGUUGACUUAUUUUUCCAUUCCACAUUCCACCAACUGACUCACAAGGAAGAGAUUUUCGCUGUACUACAAAAUUUAGAUAGACACGAAAAGGAUUGGUCGCCUACAUUUUGGUUCCUUCUGAGUUGUAUACGAGUAAUGCCCCUCCCACUCCACCACGCCCUCUCUCGUCUCGUUGCAAAAUGGUUCUUCAGAUCGGAAAUGGAUCUGGCUUCUCGAAUUCGAACAGUGUUGGGAUUACCUGUAGAAUCGAACGAGUAA